AGCAAUGCAGUUGCACUCGUGUUGAUCAAUUUAAGGGGACGUCUUUCCAUCUGAUAACGACGGGCGGUGGCGAAUCUAAAUCACUAUCAUCUGUACUUUUCGGUUUAAGCAACCGUACGGGAAGGGUCGUUCAUUUGCCUCCUUUCGGACCUUGAAGUCGAAGAUGUCGAGCCGAGUGAAUCGUUUGGUCGCGGUUGGAGUCAGUAUUCUAGUGAUCGUUUCUUCGAAAGGUGUUUUCAGUGUGAAAUUUUCCGAAGGUCCAGCUGCUCCUUUCGACUGCGCUAGUGAAGUUAAUGGCAAUACCACAACGGAAGAAGCGCUUAAAAAUGCAUUGCUGUGUGGAACCGGAUAUAAUACUCACCAAAGACCUGUGAAGAAUCAGCAAGAUCGAGUGGCUAUGUAUAUUGGAGCAGAUGUUAUGAAUGUCGAAUUGAUUCAUAAUUCAUUCGCCAAGCUAGAAAUCACAGUAGAAAUAUCGAUGCAAUGGUACGACGCUUACCUACACUGGAACAAAAAGGCACAGAACAACAUUCAAACGCUUUCCGUUUCCGAAAAAGACAUCUGGACACCGAUACUGUCGGCAAAAUCUCUAUCAAAAUCACCCGUUCAAAAAGUCGACCACUGCUAUCAAGUGAAGUGUCAUCUUAGCUCCGAUGGGGAAGUAAUGUAUUCCAUGCUGUGCACGUUCACCGUUGACUGUCUAGACAAUUCGCUCCACUGGGCAUUCGAAACCAAAGAUUGUCCUUUGAGGAUAUUCACUCCGGAGUAUGACAUCAAUCAGUUGUCCUUGUUCCAUUUCCAGCGGCGACUAUCGUAUUCAGUUGCCGGUGUGCUGCCAUACAAGAUCACCUCCUUUCAGAUGGCAAUCGUGAACAAUUCCGUUAGUCCUGAGUUCAGAAUGGAUAUCGUAGUAGAACGAAUGGUUGGACCUCAUCUGGUAGUUUUUUUUAUAUUGAUUUUAAUACUGAUGACUCUAAACCUCAUGAUCACAUGGUUUCGAAUUGAUACUACUGUUCGAGCUGUAACGUCUAUAACUUCCUUAGCAUUACAUGCGAUCUACACGGUGAUAUUAUAUUGGUAUGCUAAUACAAAGAUGCACCCAGCGUCUUGCCUAGCCAACAUACUUUUAGGAUCUCUCAUAAUAACAAUCAUCUUGAUUGGAGUACUCGUUUACUCAAUGAACAUAACGAAGCAGAGCAGCAUGGGAGUGCCACAUGCCCUUCAGAAAUGUUACCAAUCGGUUACAAAAAUAGCUAUACUCAAAGCAUUCCUCAAACUUGGUUAUCUCAAUAUAAACGACCAACUGAUAAAACCAUCGAAGAAAAGCUCCUCGGCAGGAUUUUCCAACCACGUUGAUCACAUUGAAUCGACAUCGAAAGACACUGCGAUAAUCGAACAAACCGAAGAUUCCGAAGAAGGGGACGUGGAUCCAACAAAACUGAAGUGGAACGUGCUCAUACAGCCGUUUGAUCGGAUAAUUUUCUGUGGAAUUGCAAUCGCCUACGCGCUCAUGCUUCUGGUGCUGUUUCUAGCGUGAGACCGACAGAACACGGAAAUCCAUUGGAAAAGGUUCUCGCCAUCACAAGCUAGAUACAGCUCAAUUAAGUGAGAUAAUAAAGCCAAUAAAGUAAGAAAAUUCUUUUUUUUUCUGAUGGACGAGUCGAAUAGUAUUGAAAAGACAACGAAUCUAUAUGUUAUAACACUAAUGACAGCGAUGACCAGUGUUAAUCUAGAACUGAAGUGAAUAUAGGCGCUGUUUCCUUUUCUGGAACUUAUGUGUUCGAUGAUAAAUUAGAUUAGCAAGUGAAUAAAAAUAAUAUUUUGCGGGGCA
Molecule: messenger RNA, 1831 nt
Organism: Aedes aegypti (yellow fever mosquito)
Lineage: Eukaryota; Metazoa; Arthropoda; Insecta; Diptera; Culicidae
Product: neuronal acetylcholine receptor subunit alpha-4
Exons: 6
Coding region: 164-1537 (457 amino acids)
Biological process (GO): chemical synaptic transmission; monoatomic ion transmembrane transport; nervous system process
Cellular component (GO): membrane; neuron projection; synapse
Molecular function (GO): neurotransmitter receptor activity; extracellular ligand-gated monoatomic ion channel activity; transmembrane signaling receptor activity
Source: RefSeq, a predicted model, not a curated record